Messenger RNA from Trichoplax adhaerens, 150 nucleotides. RefSeq lists its product as uncharacterized. Gene Ontology annotation, biological process: protein stabilization; protein import into mitochondrial matrix; protein folding. Gene Ontology annotation, molecular function: protein-folding chaperone binding; zinc ion binding. The transcript has a single exon. The annotation marks the transcript as partial. Gene Ontology annotation, cellular component: mitochondrion. The record is from RefSeq and is a predicted model, not a curated record. Lineage: Eukaryota; Metazoa; Placozoa; Uniplacotomia; Trichoplacea; Trichoplacidae.
AUAUCCUUAACAUUUACAUGCAAAGUUUGCGAUAGUAGAUCCACUAAGGUGUUUUCAAGACAGGCGUACGAGAACGGUGUCGUUAUAGUUCGUUGUGAAAAUUGCCAGAAUUUACACCUCAUUUCCGAUAAUAAAGGAUGGUUUUACGAC